UCUUCGCAGGACUAGGGUUUCGGCGAGGAGAAGAGAGUUCCCAAUUCCGAAAAGAUCAUCAAUGGCGCCGAAGACAGCCAAAGUCAGCAGGAACCCCGAUCUCAUUCGUGGGGUUGGCAAAUAUUCGAGGUCAAAGAUGUACCAUAAGCGAGGUCUGUGGGCAAUCAAGGCCAAGAACGGAGGUGCCUUCCCUCAACACGAUCUCAAGCCUAAGGCCGACGCUCCGGCAGAGAAGCCGCCCAAGUUUUACCCUGCCGACGACGUUAAGAAACCGCUUGUUAACAAGCGCAAGCCUAAGCCCACCAAGCUCAGGUCUAGCAUUUCUCCUGGAACCGUGCUAAUCGUACUCACUGGAAGGUUUAAGGGGAAGAGAGUUGUGUUCUUGAAGCAGCUUCCAUCUGGGUUGCUUUUAGUCACAGGACCAUUCAAGGUCAAUGGUGUUCCUUUGAGGCGUGUGAAUCAGUCAUACGUGAUUGCAACCUCCACCAAGGUGGACAUUUCAGGAGUCAAUGUGGAGAAGUUUGAUGACAAAUAUUUCUCCAAGGAAGUUCAGAAGAAGAAAAAGAAGGGAGAAGGAGAAUUUUUUGAGGCAGAGAAGGAGGAAAAGAGUGCACUCCCACAGGAGAAAAAAGAUGAUCAGAAGGCUGUGGACACAGCUCUGCUAAAGUCAAUUGAAGCGGUUUCAGACUUAAAGACCUACUUAGCUGCCAGGUUUUCUCUAAAGGCAGGCAUGAAACCGCACGAGCUUGUUUUCUAGAUAUUUGCCAUUUUGUGCUGAUACUUUUCUUGUGGAAUUGGUCACUACAAUUUUCUAGUUUAUGUUUUGUUAUGGGAAUUCUAGUUUUGAAAUUAUGCUUCUCAAUGAAUUUUGCAGUGAACUCUUUAUUCAUCAAAUUCUGUCAUGUAACUUCCUUUGACUACUGAUGGUGAUACGAUAAUGUAAUUUUUAUUCUACUCCUA
Momordica charantia (bitter melon) is the source of this 960-nucleotide messenger RNA. Its product is annotated as large ribosomal subunit protein eL6z. The record is from RefSeq and is a predicted model, not a curated record. Gene Ontology annotation, molecular function: structural constituent of ribosome; RNA binding. Lineage: Eukaryota; Viridiplantae; Streptophyta; Magnoliopsida; Cucurbitales; Cucurbitaceae. Gene Ontology annotation, biological process: ribosomal large subunit assembly; cytoplasmic translation. Gene Ontology annotation, cellular component: ribosome; cytosolic large ribosomal subunit.